Messenger RNA from Nothoprocta perdicaria, 669 nucleotides. RefSeq names its product CD28 molecule (gene CD28). Bases 1 to 669 code for a protein of 222 amino acids. The transcript is spliced from 4 exons. Lineage: Eukaryota; Metazoa; Chordata; Aves; Tinamiformes; Tinamidae. The record is from RefSeq and is a predicted model, not a curated record. Gene Ontology annotation, biological process: T cell activation; positive regulation of T cell proliferation; T cell costimulation. Gene Ontology annotation, cellular component: external side of plasma membrane; membrane.
AUGCUCCUCGGCAUCCUCGUGGCGCUCUGCUUCGUCCCGGCCACGCACCUCACAGAAAACAAGAUUUUAGUGGCUCAGCAUCCUUUGCUCAUCGUAGCUAACGAGACAGCAAGUCUGGUCUGCAACUACACGUACAAUGGGACGGGGAAGGAAUUCCGAGCGUCGCUGCACAAAGGGACAGCCAGCGCGGUUGAAGUCUGCUUUGUGUCAUGGAACAUAACCAAGGUUAGCAGCAACUCUAAUAAGGAAUUUAACUGCAAGGGGAUUCAUGAUACAAACAAAGUAAUCUUCAAUCUUUGGAAUAUGACUGCCAACCAAACGGACAUUUACUUCUGCAAAAUCGAGGUGAUGUAUCCACCCCCAUACGUCUACAAUGAGAAGAGCAACGGGACCGUCAUUCACGUGAAAGAGACACCCAUCCAAAUACAAGAGGUUCAGCCUGCAAACUCUUACUGGAUUAUGGUGGCAGUGACUGGAGUUCUUGCUUUCUACAGCACAUUAAUAACUGCAGUCUUUAUUAACUAUCGGCAGAAAAGCAAGGAGAGAAUGUUUCACCAGAGCGACUACAUGAACAUGACCCCCCGGCACCCUCCUUACCAAAAGAACAAGGGCUACCCCUCCUACGCGCCCACGCGAGACUACACGGCUUACCGCUCCUGGCAGCCGUGA